AUGGCCCUGACGCUCACGUUGGCGGGCAGAGCUAUUGCGCAGGUUGAUGACAAGCUUACGGGUGCUUCUUUGGAUAAGAAUCUCCAAAUCUACAUUAAUGGCCAGACAACGACAUACGAUGGCACAGAACCGCUUGAUUUACCAGUAAGUAACUUCGUAAUGACUCUGAGUUAUCCUUAUCUGCUGAACAAACUUGAGUUUUUGAACCAUGCUCUCGAUGAUUACGAAAGUCCACAUCCUGUAAAACCAUUCCUUAUGAAGAUGUUUCGCUAUCUUCUGAAUAAGCUUCAAGAAGACAUAGGGGAGUCAUCGGUGACAUUCGAAUCUACUCAAAUAUGUCGAGAGUACCUGCAGUUCUUUGCGGGUGUGCGUGAGAGUUUCAAGCUACCGCCCAAGCCGUUCAAAUACCAAGAGCUGGAGUAUUAUGACGCCCUAACGCAGUAUCAGGAGCCAUCAAAGCCUGUAGAUAAGCACACCAUGGACGAGUUGCUACUGAUGUGCCAACAGUUUUAUCUUCAAUGCUAUGAUAGGCUGCAAAGGGAAGAAAGAGAAAAUACAUCAGCGAAUCACCAGGAAGGAAGCAGCAAUGACGCACCCGCAAAUCUCGGCGACGGUGGUAACACCGUCGGCAGCCAUGAGGCGAUUACGAAAGGUGCUAGCAGUGCCGACAGCAGCGCACUGCCCUCUUCAAGCUCGGCAGACAACAAGGCCGCCCCACUGCGUAUGAAGAGGUCGAUGGAUGCACGGAAGCCCGAGCCGUCGGUAUCGUCACAAGAGCCCGGUCCAUCCGGUGUUAAUCCCGCACCAUCCGACGACGACAAACAACUGCAGCGACAGUUGAGUGAGGGUGAAUCUGGCCCCGCGGAGCAUGAAGACGAUAAGCGGUCCCAUAACCCUCCUCAAAAUAAGAUAGACGAGGAUAGUGCUGCAGACUGGGACGAAUACUUCAACUCUCUGAUGCAUAGGCUCAGCACAUCGUCGGAGGAUGGAGAGCCGUCAAAUGAACCCGUUAAACGCCUGUCCAUGUGGAAACGGUUCCGAAAGUCCCUUCGCAAGCAUAGUUGCAUAUAA
Molecule: messenger RNA, 1071 nt
Organism: Babesia bigemina
Lineage: Eukaryota; Apicomplexa; Aconoidasida; Piroplasmida; Babesiidae
Exons: 1
Coding region: 1-1071 (356 amino acids)
Source: RefSeq, a predicted model, not a curated record